Messenger RNA from Hymenoscyphus albidus, 2433 nucleotides. Lineage: Eukaryota; Fungi; Ascomycota; Leotiomycetes; Helotiales; Helotiaceae. The record is from the annotation of a GenBank genome assembly.
CACACACAUCCACAUAUCCAAGCAACCCCCCAAAACCUCAUUGAUAUACCACCACCAUGCGUCUCACUCUGAUUCCACUUUUCGUUGCCGCCCGUACGCUUGGUGCAUGGGGCGUGGAACAAGAUAUCGGGAGAAUAUUUGGCAACACAGACGAUAUGAAUUUGGCGAAAGAUGGAUUGUUCUAUGUAUCUCAACCGACUCGGACUGUUCCACUCUAAAUAUGGACAGUACAAGUACGCUCUCAUUCUUUAAUUUCUACAUACGAAUCACCAAAGUUUUUCAAGUGCACCGUUUCCGUCCCGUUCGAUCAAGUUUGAAAGAGAAGUUGGCUUCUGUUACAAGUAGGUGAGAUCGAUCUCCGCGGGUCAGAACACCCGCGAGUGCUUCCUUCUGUUUUCCUUUCGUUGUCCCACCAGCUCCUUCCUCGCGUCGCUAAACGUCACUACGCCAAGACUUCCUAUACGAGUACUCAACCAUAACACCUCUCCACUGACACAUCUCAACUCUCUACCUUUCCACCCUCCCUUCUUCCCACUCAUCCUCCUUGUCGAUCCCCGUCGAUCUCGGGCUCUCCUCUCCUGCACCACGUCUGUCUGACACCCAACAUACACCCGUAGAGAAGACUCUCUCCAACUUCAAGGCAAAAUGGACUCUACAAACCAACGCAGAAAGCCAACACCAUGGCGUCCUCCAAGGAACCCCUUUCCCGUCUUUCGGCCGUACGUCUCUCAAUUGGAAGGCAUGCGACAGCGCCAUAAUCAGGAAGAUAAUAAAGCCAAGUCCAACCGCACUUUCUGGCUGACCUGGCAUAACAUUGAAACCAAAGCGGCCAAAGACUUCGCCAACGAAGAAUGGGACACUCAACAAUACGAGGCCGAGCUAGCGCUUUUCAAAAAGCUUUGUAAGUGUUUGCUCGCUUUCUUUGCGUCCCCAUCAGUUGCGAAAUGGGCUAACGAGCACUUCUGUGUUUCAGGGCCUGGCGAGUUCUUUCCCGGACAGUGCCCAAAUCAGUAUUACGUCAGUCAUCUCAACCAUAUCGAACAAAAGGCUCACGCAGCUGGAAUUCCGCGAGCGGUGUUUAACCAUAUUUGCGAUCACGUUGCGCGUUCUCGAUUUGAGGAUCCUGAACCCGACACAGAUAUCAAGCAGUACAACUGCGAGAAAGCCCUAUGGAACCACUUCUGUAAGCUUGAACCCAUUGAUCCCGUCGACGUUGCUCAUCUUUCAAUCGCAGGGACCAAGGAGGAGUUUCCGGGUAUUUCACCUUACCCAAAUCGCAUCAACCGAGCCCCCGUUGUAUCCAACGCCCCAGGUGCAACUUCUCUUGACUACUACACCUACUCUAUUGGUUUGGUGGAACAUCAACAACUCCAAAAAGAAGCACAAGCAAAACCAGUCUCGUCCGAUGUACCUGGCACACGUCAAAAGAACGCUUUGCCUAUCAAAAAAGAAAAGUUCGUUACCGAAAAUUUCACAAUGGAAGAUUUGUCUACAAUUCUCAAAGCACCCACACAGGGACCAGUUGCUAGCUUCUCACCAAAUCCCUUCCGAAAUCCUGUUGUUCCCACGCAGACUUUGACUAGUAAGUUGCCUCUUUUCCAAUCGCGGUCUUGUGGCACAUCAAGCAUUUCAAUGUGGGAAAUGGAGUCAAAUAAUUAUUGUGCACAAUAAUCAUAACAUGUUACAUGCAAUAUUUCGGCUAAUAUCUUUCGGCAGAUGUACCCAAACCAAACACAAGGGGAUCUUCGACAAGAACUGCGGCAUCAUCAUCGAAGGCGCCACAGACUCCAACCCAAGCCUUUGCAACAGGCUCCAAUGCGUCAUCGGGCAAGCCUACCCUUGAUGCUCCGUACGUAUCAAAAGUGUUGGAUGAUCAAGUUCCUCUUACCACAGACGACCAUGCUUCCGCUCUCCCCCCAGCACCCCAUGUCGCUGUGGUUGAUUCGUUGUUUGGACAUAUUAGCAAAGAUAUGAAUCUAAUGGUCGCUCUAUCUAAGGCCCUCGGCUGCAACAUUUAUUCUGACAGAGUCCCAGGAAGCACUAAUCUGACCUGGAUCUUUGUUGAAGCAUGGCCUGAGUGGCCCGGUUGCGAGACUGAUGUACGAGUUCUUGAACGAGCUCAUUCCAUUGUGGAGGAAUGGUGCAAAUUGAGCGUCGAGGAGUUCUGGAAAGAAGUUACAAGUACGGAGUCUAUCGAUGAUGGUGAUCAGGAUGGUAUGAGAAAGAGGAGACGAGUUGCAUAAUGGAUUUCAUGUGGAUAUAAUCGAUGGAAGCUGGAAAAUCAUGUAUUGCAUUUCUUCAUCGCUUGGGGCUCGGGCCUUCUGUUCUACUGGAAUAAGGCAGUAUGGGAAUUAUGGGAUUUCAUGAAAGGGUACUUUACCGAUGAAGUGUCGCUUUUUAGCUUAGCUUUGCUCUCUGUAAUCGGUCAAAAUG